UUGGGCCAUAAGUUGCCGAAUGAAGUCAGUGAUGAGUAAAUUGCCUUCAGUUUUCCACCUCCAACUAUGAUCUUAUGGCAAUGGGAUUUGAUGGUUCUUAGAGGGAUUUGUUUGUAAUAUGAAAUUCUUUUUGAGAAUUGAAAAUGCUAUGUUGGUCACCAAAAUGGCAAAAGGUUUGAUAUGGGCAACAGCAGAGGAUUUGGCAAGGAAUAGAGGGCAGGUUCUUUCUCUUUAUCGCCAACUAUUGCGGAGUCUUAACUCCCCUGAUUUGCCGCUAAACUUGGCAGCACGCCUGGCGAAAAAAGCAGAGGUUCGUGCCAUCUUCAUGGUGGCUUCUGAGGAGCGAUCCCUUCAUAACAUCCAAGAUCUCUUUGAUGCUGCUGAUUACUCCCUCUCUCUAUUAAGAAAAGGCGAAAUCCCCAAAUACAUCCAAUGAGUUAAGUUCCUCAUCAUCUCGUAGUCUCUCUUUGUGCAACUGUGUGCAUGGAGGGAUGAUCAUGGUGAUGCUUUGUAAAUUAGUUUGUGGUUCACAAGUGCAGGGAGGGAUGAAUAAUGUUGACUUAACUUUGACAAAAUUCUGAUCAGUUAAUGUAUCUGGAUCAUUGUGUAAAAUGAGCUGAGGCUACUCUUUCUGUAGAGCUAUGUAAAACAAUGAAUCUAAAAAAUUUAGGAUACCUCUAUUGAUAAUCUAUGUUGUCAAGUUUCGACAACCUUUCAA
Messenger RNA from Rhododendron vialii, 718 nucleotides. RefSeq lists its product as uncharacterized. The record is from RefSeq and is a predicted model, not a curated record. The transcript has 2 exons. NCBI's taxonomy places the organism in Eukaryota, Viridiplantae, Streptophyta, Magnoliopsida, Ericales, Ericaceae. Bases 119 to 436 code for a protein of 105 amino acids.